Messenger RNA from Thlaspi arvense, 1632 nucleotides. The record is from the annotation of a GenBank genome assembly. NCBI's taxonomy places the organism in Eukaryota, Viridiplantae, Streptophyta, Magnoliopsida, Brassicales, Brassicaceae.
CGUCCUUGUUUAAUUUUAAUGUUGGACCGGGAUCCGGUUUAAUUAUUAACCGGAAAAACAUAAAGCGUCGCGUAGGGUUUUCUGUUUAGCUCCUUCGUCUGUCUCUGCUCGGCUGCUGAAGAACUUCUCUUACGGAUUAAGGAUUUGACUCAGGCGAGAAAAGAAGCGGAGAUUCGAACCACAGCGGAAAAAAUGACGACAGUUGUUCCUACCUCCGAAGAAGAUCCUUCGCUCGCGAUCGUCCGUUUCACUUCCCAGCUUGCCUGGGCCGAUGCGGGUCCCGAGGCUGCAGAGCCACAAGUUUCCAGACUCUGCAGGGAGGCAGAGGAGUCUAUAGUAGCGGAACGGUGGCUCGAUUUGGCUACGUUAAUGGUAACUUCAGCUGACUUGGUAUCAUCCAAUAUCUCUGAGAAAGAUCUUGAGUGUGUCUACACCAUAAUUUGCAGCCUUGUCAAGAAUGUGAAUAGUCCUGAGGAAGUCCUUGAGAUGGUGAAAGUGAUAUCUUCCAAGGUUGUUCAACAGCCGAAUGACAAAGCUUCGUUGCGUUUGAAGAUCCUCUGCAACCUAUAUAAUCUGCUGGACCACUCAAACGCUCGUUUCCAAGUGUACAUGAAAGCUCUAGAACUGGCUGUGAAUGGUAAGGUCACUGAGUAUAUAGUGCCUUCGUUUAAGAAGAUCGACAGCUUCUUGAAAGAGUGGAGUAUUGACAUCAAAGAUCAGCGGGAACUAUUUCUCGCCAUUGCUAAUGUGCUACGAGAAAAUAAAAGCUUGGCGAAAGAAUCCCUCCAGUUUGUGACAAAAUAUUUGGCGACUUUCUCCAACGAGGAUACUCAGGUCCUGAGUGAAGCCAAGGAGGAAGCUGUACGAGCAGUUAUUGAAUUUGUCAAGGCUCCCAGUAUUUUUCAGUGUGAUUUAUUAGAGAUGCCGGCCGUUGCACAAUUGGAGAAGGAUCCUGAGAAUGCACCAGUUUACCAGCUACUGAAGAUCUUUCUUACUCAGAGGCUGGAUGCAUACAUGGAAUUCCAAAAUGCAAAUUCGGGAUUUCUGCAGACCCAUGGGCUUGUCGAGGAGGACUGUGUAGCGAAGAUGAGAUUGCUGUCGCUGGUGGAUUUGGCCUCAAAUGAAUCUGGCAAGAUACCUUAUGCCUCUAUCAAGAACACUCUACAGGUAACUGACGAGGAGAUUGAACUGUGGGUGGUGAAGGCAAUAACCGCAAAAUUGGUUGAUUGUAAGAUGGAUCAGAUGAACCAAGUUAUAAUUGUCAGGCAAGAGAAUAUUGGGAAUGUCAUCAGCACAAUUCAAGCAAACAAGGUAACAGAGGAAGGUACUAAUCAAUCAUCAGCAACUCAGGGAUUGCCUGUCCGCUGAAGCUCUCAAUUUUAAAGACCGAUUUUUGUCAUCGCAAAAGCCGUUUAUUGUAUUCUCUGGAGAGAUUAUUUUUCACCGUUGGAUCUUUUGAUUAGGCUUCUUUCUUUGUCUUGGUCUCUCUAUUUGUCACUUAAGUUAUGCGGAGGAGACUUUGUAUACAUUUUUCUCUUAAGGAGUUUUCUUCUGCCGAGCCUCUCACACGUUUCAGCCGAACUCCAAAGGUCCAUCUUUGCUUCAUCUACUGACCUCUACGUAUGCUUUUGC